GAUUGGGAAAGGAAUCGACGGAUCCGACGCCACUGCAACUUGCUAUGCUAGCUAUGCAUGAUCAGGAGGUUUAUUUAGCUGUUUAGAGGGAUACCGGAUAGCUCUGUAUAUCAUGAAUUGUUGAAAUAUAUAUAAGAGGCCUAGAACAUCUUUGACUCAAGAAUUAGACUUCAGCAUCAAUGCAAUACUAUUCCGCCAGGACUGAAGAUAGAUUGAAGAGCUUGCUACUGAGCCAGGACCAAUGCUGAUGACAUUUCUGAGUGGUGUGUACCUGCUUAAGAUGUUCCUCCAGGGGCAUCCUGGUGAGACAAUCAAAGAGAAGAGGAUGGAUCAGGGAGGAGAGUCUUCCAAACCUCCAUCGUGUCCAAGCUGGACCACGCAAGAGGAGCUCAAUGGAAUGGCAGGUGAUAUUUAUGACAUUAUCCGAGACAUCCAGGAUCCUGAGAAACCCAAUACUCUGGAGGACCUGGAGGUCGUCUAUGAGGAAGGGGUCACGGUAGCGGCCCUGGAGACAGAGGAACAGGGUCAUCUCAUCAAUAUUGAAUUCACUCCCACUGUUCCUCACUGCUCCUUAGCAACACUAAUUGGUCUUUGUCUGAGAGUCAGGCUAGAGAGAAGUCUUCCAAAUAAACACAAGCUUGACAUCAUUGUUAAAAAAGGAACACAUGCAACAGAAGAUGACAUUAACAAACAAAUCAACGACAAAGAGAGAAUAGCAGCAGCCAUGGAAAAUCCCAAUCUGAGAAAACUCGUUGAACAGUGUGUCAGCAUAGAGGAUUACUGAAAGAGAACUUGAGCUUACAUCGGAACUCUAGAAUGGACUAAAGACCGAUGUUUUAUUGCUGAAAUAGGCUGGACUAAAGAUCGAUGUUUUGUUGCUGAAAUAGGCUGGACUAUCGGUACUGCUUUACAUGCCAUUGGUAUAUGAUCAACCUUUUAUGAGUAUGGAACUCUUUGACAUAUUUUUUUGGAGAAGGUUGUAGAGAAGUUUGAGCUCCAUAGUAGCUGGUUGGGAUUGAAAUGGAGGAAUGAAGAGCAAGUCCAAAAUGAAUACCGGUAUUGAUCAUGGCCCAGACAUAAAGUUUAUUG
This is a messenger RNA of Strongylocentrotus purpuratus (purple sea urchin), 1089 nucleotides long. It is a transcript of the gene ciao2a, whose product is annotated as cytosolic iron-sulfur assembly component 2A. NCBI's taxonomy places the organism in Eukaryota, Metazoa, Echinodermata, Echinoidea, Camarodonta, Strongylocentrotidae. The record is from RefSeq and is a predicted model, not a curated record. The coding region runs from base 242 to 784 and encodes 180 amino acids. The transcript has 6 exons.